Messenger RNA from Lindgomyces ingoldianus, 1327 nucleotides. Its product is annotated as rRNA-processing protein UTP23. NCBI's taxonomy places the organism in Eukaryota, Fungi, Ascomycota, Dothideomycetes, Pleosporales, Lindgomycetaceae. Gene Ontology annotation, cellular component: nucleolus; small-subunit processome. Gene Ontology annotation, molecular function: small ribosomal subunit rRNA binding. The record is from RefSeq and is a predicted model, not a curated record. The transcript is spliced from 3 exons. The coding region runs from base 30 to 959 and encodes 309 amino acids.
CGCAGCAUCCUCAAACGUGAAUCGUCACAAUGCGGGUGAAGCGUGCAAAGGCCUAUCGCAAGCUGAUCCACCAGUAUCAAGUUACCUUUAACUUCCGGGAGCCCUAUCAGGUCCUUCUGGAUUCGCAGAUUCUUCAAGAUGCGGCGCGCUUCAAGAUGGACCUUGUCGGCCUGUUGGAGAGGACUCUCCAGGGCAAGGUCAAGCCCAUGAUCACGCAGUGCGACAUGCGGCACCUCUACAACGCCGAACCGAAGGAUCAAGCUCUGAUCCUCAAGGCGAAGGAGUAUGAACGGCGCCGCUGCAACCACCACGAGCUCGAGGACCCGCUUUCGACCCUCGAAUGCCUCUCCUCCGUCGUCGACCCAAAAAACAGUCUGACCAACAAAAACCGCUAUGUCGUGGCAUCCCAGGACCCCAAAGUGAGGGCACACAUGCGGGCCAUACCCGGCGUGCCGCUGAUCUACAUAAAUAAGAGCGUCGUGAUUCUGGAACCCAUGGCGGCAAGCACUCACAACCAUCGCGAACAAGGCGAGAAGGCGAAGUUCAAGGCGGGGCUCAAGGGCCGGAGAGGAGUAAAUCCGGGCCAAAAGAGGAAACGAGACGAAGCCGAGGAGGACAGCACUCAAGAGCAACACGGCAGUUCUAUUAUGGAGCGAUCUACAGGAGACGAUGGGCCUCAGAAGAAGAAGCGCACAAGGGGACCAAAAGGCCCGAAUCCGCUUAGUGUGAAGAAGCCGAAGAAGAGAGUUCAUCCGCCAGUCGAGCCUCACAGCAACGUUCCUGUCAAGCCAAAGAAAGCCGAGCCGGAGGCGCGCCGGCAGCAGGGCGUGGAGCCUGAAACGCCGAUUCAAGAAGGCGAAGAGUCGGCCAAGAGGAAGAGGCAACGGAAACACAAGCCAAAAAGUGAUAGUGGAGCCAGCAGUCAGAUGAAAGCUGAAGUCGAGUCGAAUACACCAUGAGGGACCCCGUUCAAUCCACGUCAAAGCUCCACUUCGCUGGACGGCCGUCUGAGCGCUCUCGCUCCGGGUCUUGAGUGUAUCGCCUUGCACGUCGGUAUGCUGAUAUAGCGGUCCAGAUUGUAUCAUCUCCAGAUUGCUCCUAUUAAUCUCUCAUGAACAUGAGAGGAGAUUUGAGGCAGGAGGCACCUCGAACAUCAGACCUUUUUGCCUUGCGCUAGAAGAUCUGAUACUUUCGGGGGGAGAACCAAUGCGCUGCGGUCGUUGCGUUUCACGAACUCCACAACGACCUCUGCAGUCCUCUCCGGCUGGUCUUCUUGAAGGAAAUGGCCGGCGGAGGGGAAGACUUGGAGCUGGAAUUUCCCUUGCAU